UCCCGCGGGUACGGUCGGAACUAACGGGACUUCAUCGGCGUACCGCGAGCAGUGCGAAUUGUUUUCCGGCCAUCUGAGCAAAUCAAACCGUGCAUCCGAAAAUCUCCGAAAAGCCAUUGAAAAUUGGUCCGGCAAACGUGUGAAAAGUAGAGUGUGAAAAGUACAUAUUAGAAACUGGAGAAUGCCAAACUGAAAAGUGGAAAAAAGUGCGUUUAAAGUCGCGUCCAUCGCCACCCCAAACUUGUUCGCAAUCGAUUGCGAAAUAAUUAAAAUCGAAUUCAAACAUAAAUAAUUCGCGCAAAGAACCAGCCCCGAAAAAUGCUCGCAGUGCAAAGUGUGAAAGGUUUCUGAGCCGGAAAGUAGGCAACACCGGUGCAGGAGCACCAGGAUACCCAGGAUAUCCAGCAUCCCAGCCAAGCCCCCUCGUCCACCCACCUCUCUCACCCGCAGGAUCGAGGGCUGGGCCACCAUGGGCAGGUCCUGCAGCCGCUCGCUCUCCCUGUCGCUCUGCCUGCUCGUCCUUUCCGCGCUGCACGGCCAGGCGGCGGCGGCAUCUCGCGUCCGCGUCAGCUCCUCGACGACGAUGACGCGCAACAUCGAGGAGGAGAACGCUUUACUUUCACUUCUAGCUGGUCCGCCCGUGCUAUCCGAGUCCAUAAUGGGGACGGUCGGCCGACUGCCCUGCAACGUCACCCCGCCCAUCUACGAGGAUCGGGUGGCCCUGGUCAUCUGGUACAAGGUCGGCCUGAAGACGCCCAUUUACAGUGUGGACACACGCGACUCCAACUUCGCCCAGGGCACGCACUGGUCGGAUGAGAACUAUCGGGAGCGACUCUCCUUCCACGUGGAAGGACGUGCCGGCACGCUGACCAUCAAGUCAACCACGGAGGAGGACACGGGCGAGUAUCGCUGCCGCGUCGACUUCCAGAAGAGUCCGACGCGAAACUCCAAAGUGAAUUUAACUGUCAUAAUUCCGCCCGAAUCAGUGCUUAUAUUGGACAGCAAGGGUAUCACCAUCGAGGAUCGCACGCUGGGUCCCUACAACGAGGGCUCCGGCAUCAACAUCACGUGCGUGGCCAUCGGCGGUCGCCCCCAGCCGAGGGUCACCUGGCUGCACGGCAACACCGUCUACAAGGACGCCAGUGUGGGCCAUGCCCUGUCCGAGCGGCGGGUGGGCAACGUGCUGUCCCUCCAGCGACUGGAGCGCCGCAAUCUCCACAUGCAGCUAACGUGCCGGGCGGAGAACAAUAAUUUGACAACGCCAAUUAUCAGCAGCGUCGUCCUCGACAUGAACCUGCGCCCCUUGAUUGUAAAGCUGCAGGGGGAGAAUCGACCACUGUCGGCGGGGAAUUCUUAUCAGCUCAGCUGCGUUGUCAUCGGAGCACGUCCAGCACCGACGAUUACCUGGUGGAAGGGCAGUACCCCCAUGAAGAAUACUCAUGAGAUUGCCAAUCCGGAUGGAAACAUGACCACCUCGGUGCUGACGUUCACGCCCACCAUCGAUGACCGCGGCAAGUUCCUGUCCUGUCGGGCGGAGCAGAGCAUGAUACCCGAGUCCGGGAUGGAGGACGGCUGGAAGUUGGACAUCUAUCACAUUCCGGUGGUGAGUCUGGAGCUGGGAACCAAUUCGCUGAACUCCACUCUGCGCGAGGGCAUCGAUGUGUUCUUCGAGUGCAACAUCAAAUCGAAUCCGUGGAUAUACAAAGUUAGCUGGCGGCACAAUGGUGAGAUUCUGUCCAACAAUCCCGCCGCCGGCAUUGCCGUGUCCAACCAGAGCCUGGUGCUCCAGAACGCCAGUCGGGCGAGGAGUGGCAUCUACACCUGUGUGGGCAGCAACCGGGAGGGCGACGGCGAGAGCAACCCCGUCCAGCUGGACAUCCGAUUUGCGCCCGUAUGUCGACCUCGCCAAAGGAUCUCUUACAGCUCGGGCCGCCAUGAAACCGUCAAGGUGGCCUGCGAAAUCGAUGCCAAUCCCGCGGAGGCGAGCUACGUUUGGAAAUUCAAUGCGACCCAGGGCGAAACGGUGGACAUACCCGCCUCGCAGGUGGCCGUUGAUAGGGGUCGCAGCAUUGCACACUACACGCCCAUGACGGAGAAUGACUACGGAACGCUGCUCUGCUGGGCCACCAACGAAAUUGGCGAUCAAAGUGAACCCUGCGUAUACACAAUAGUCCCGGCAGGCGAGCCGGAUCCGCUGCUGAAUUGCACGGUGCUCAACCAGACUUCGACGGGCUUCCAAAUCGAAUGCAUAGAGGGCUUCGACGGCGGCCUGCAGCAGGACUUUAUAAUGGAGGUUCACAUGAACGGAACGACGCGCAAUCCCAAAAUUUCUAAAUCAAAGCGACCGUACUUUGAGGUGAGCGGUCUGAUGCCGGGCAUGGGCUACAAUGUCUUCCUCAUCGCCCACAACAGCAAGGGCCGUAGCAACGCCACCAUUUUGCAGGUCUACACGCUGAAGGAUCCGGAGAAGCAGACGGUUACCAUAACAUUCACUAAGUCCUUUCAAGGAUUUAGGCCUGCCUAUCCCAAAGCAAAAACGACAGCAACCACGACCAGCGACUGCGUUUGCGAUGAGGACGAGUUUCUGAACUUGGGCAGGGCAAUUAGCCACGACGAGGGCAAAGACGUUGACCAGCAAGAAGACCUCUCGCUGGCCUAUGCGCCCGUCAUCGAGGACAUCCGGCCAUUCCUCGGCAUUCUGGCCGGCAUCGUGGGCAGCGUGUUCCUGGUGGCCCUCAUCAUUGUGAUUGUGGUGCGUGUGCGCGGCUCGUCGGGGCGCGAUCGGAAUAAUUACUCGCAUCCGGGCAGCGGCGUCGGCGGCGUGGGCGUGGGCGGCACCACCGGCAACGGCAGCGGGGUCGGAGGAGGCGGCGGAGUGGGCGGCACGACGGCCAACGGGAACGGGAGCCUGGGCCUGCUGACGAGCAACAACAAUGGCAGCCUGGUCAUCGGCACACUGGGCCACAAUGGCGGGCAAUCAGUGCAGGAUAUGCACCGCAUCGGCCGGGAGACGUGCCAUGUGACGAGCAGCCUGGACAGCAUCGACAAGAAUCCGGACAUCAUACCGCAAGACGGACACGACCUGGACGACGAGUGGACGACAAAGGGUCAUGGCCGCGCUUACGCCACGGCGGCGAUGGCCGAGCAGAACGCCGUGAUUACCUCCGGCACCUAUGAUCACCUGAUGCCCACGUACGCCGUGGUGGACAAGAAGACAGCCCCGCCCCCCGGCCACGGCCCCUACAUCCAGUAUAAUACGCUCAUCCCCGUCAGCAAAAUGGGCGCUUAUGCCAAUCAACAGCAGCAGCUCCAGCAGCAGCCGCAACAGAAGACUGAGCUCAGCUACAGCGAACUGACCGCUCCUCUGGUGGGCGGUACGGUGAGCGUUCAGCGGAUGGCCCCCUAUUGCAGCGCGACCUUGGGACGGCCGGGCAGGCAGGCGGAACUUAAGCGGGCGGAGCCGAACAUCUACUCGCAGGUAAAUGUGAUGAUGGACGACGAGAUUCUGGCCGACUUGCAGGCGGCCACAGCUUCCGGGAGCAGCUAUGUGGCAGGGGCCGUGGUCGACAAUGUGGGUGGCGCAGCCAAUCUCUACGUUCAAGGCUAUGCGACGCGGAUCGAUCUGGCACAUCAUCCCAUGCCCAUGUACUCGACGAGCCCGAUGUUUGGCACGAACAGCACCAUCACCGGAGUCACCAUGUCGCAUCCAUCACAAUUGGCCACCUUCUCGCCGACGCCGCCGCCGCCCAUCUUCACCCACAGCAUGGUGACCACCGGCGAUGGCCUCCUGCAGCCGGUGACGUGCAUGGGCCUGGUGGCAACAUCUUCAGCAGCGGCAUCGGGUCCGGGACCGGGUCCCCUUCCCCUUGCCCCACAGCAGCAGCAGCAGAUGACAGCGACCAAUGGCGGAAACGGAAGCAUCGUCGGCAUGGGCAUGAGCCUUUAUGGCAGCGAUGUGGGCAAGCCACAGCUGCUGAAGACCGUGCCAGAGGAGAUACACCACCAGCUGAACGGCGAGGAUGUCCUCAUCGCACAGGAUCGCAGCAUCGGAUCCGGAACUCGCUUCUGACGCUAAGUUCUCGGCCGGGAUGGGCAACUAAUCUGAAGUCAAAGGCAAACAGGAAAUGCAAAUCAAAAGAAAGAACUAUGGAAAAUCGGGGAAUAAUUGGUAAACAAAUUGACUAUAAGUUGUAUGUGAUGAGCCAGCAAAAAGUAAUAGAGUUGAUUUUAAAGCAGAGAAAGAGCUACUUAAGUUGGCACUCUUUUAGCGAAGAAAAGAUCAUAAUACGAGGAUACCGAAUGGAGGGAAAACCCUGUAAAAAGAUAACAAUAAACUGUGCAUGUAAAUUGUUCGAAGCAAAAGUGAAGCUCAGCAUUGAAAUCCACUAGGCCUAAGAAGACAUGUAAAUUACGGAAUACAAUUAACACUUAUAGCUAUAAUUAUAACUAACAUUAAAUCGAAAACACUGAAUUGUUAAUAUAUUUUUAAACAACAGCUUUAAGCGCCAAAAGAGAAACAUUAACUUUUAGCUAAGUAAACGAAUUCAUAAUUGUUGUUGACCUUAGUUUGAGUAACCUAGCUCCCCUUACCAUUUAGCUUGUAACCUAGGCUUAACUAAGGCAUUUACAACAUCUAAAUCAAAUUCAUCUAGCUGUAAGCUCCAACUUAGCAUAGUUCAAAUUGUAAUUAAAAGAUCAUAAAGAAUUUAAAGAAACACUAACGCUAAGGUAACUAACUAAUGAACGAUUAAUAAACGACUCAAAUUAGCAAAUCCAGUUUGCAUUUUAUACGUAACGAACUACGAAAAAGGAAAAUUCAAACAGAGGUUUGCCGAACAAGCCCGAAAAUCCCUGGGAAAGUAAAAUCUAGUGUAAGGAGAAAUGCAUAAAAUUAAUAAAAUAAAAGGCUAAGCAACUGCAUGUAAAAUAUUUAACUGAGUAUUAGGCUAAAGUUAAUAAGUUAAAUUUAAUAAAAUGUA
Molecule: messenger RNA, 4979 nt
Organism: Drosophila rhopaloa
Lineage: Eukaryota; Metazoa; Arthropoda; Insecta; Diptera; Drosophilidae
Product: nephrin
Exons: 21
Coding region: 470-4069 (1199 amino acids)
Molecular function (GO): protein binding
Source: RefSeq, a predicted model, not a curated record